CUCAUACCCCGCUUCGCAGUUAUAACCUGUGUUGGUUGUAAUCACAUUGAUAUAACCAACAAGCCUUACUUUUUUCUUUGUCUCCUUCCUAAGCAUUAUUCUUACCGCAAACUUUGGGUGCUAUGGAUGCAGAAGCUACCCCUUUGUCUAAUGAUGAAAUGCUUGCAAGUCUGGCACGAGAGCUCUUGCCAUUUCUUCGUCAUGUCAACGUUCUGCGAGCCAGCUAUCACGACAACAGUACAGAAGAUUGGCGAUCAGAAGUUCCAAGUGUUGGCACUGCACUGGAACUCUCACCUGGUGUCUUACUUCCAACUAGUCAGACGACUUUGACAGCGAUACAAGAGCAAUUUCUAUCCAUCUUCGACGUCCCAGCAAUCUUCACUAGCGAAAAACUUCCUUCAACCCUCACUCAGCCCGAUCGAACUGAUACAGACCCCUUUGGCACAAAACCCUAUCCUAUUCCAGGCAAUGACUUCCACGCUGAACCAUCUAUUACGUACGAUCUAUCGGCCUGGUCUUCCCUCUUGCAACUUCAUUCGAUGGAUAGAAGCACCAAACAUUUGUCCCCACUAGUUGUUCCUCUUGACCGUAUCGGCAAUCAUCCUGAUUUGACACCAUCACGAGUUCUCGAGGUAGCAGAAUCGAUAUGCAAACUGUGGCCCGAUAGUCAUAUUGCGCCUGUGAGCCGUCGCCUGCUUGGUCCUCGAUUCAAUGAUUCGGAGUCGGUCGAAUAUCGUAUGAUAAGUUGGCUUGCCUCUAAGGAUGUGAAUUUGGAAUCUGUGCGUCUAGAUAUGCUUCUACAUCAUCCUAGUGGCUAUUACUUGCAGUCGCAAGGGGAAUCUAAAGCGAGUAUUAUUGCCGAUGGUAUCGCCGGAGACUAUCCAACCUUUCCUUGAGACAUUUAUUACCCAACAACCUAUUUCCAAACAAUCCCGAUAUGCACAAAUAUGGUCUAUUAAGGGUCCAGAGCGA
This is a messenger RNA of Truncatella angustata, 972 nucleotides long. RefSeq lists its product as uncharacterized. The transcript has 3 exons. Bases 123 to 896 code for a protein of 257 amino acids. The record is from RefSeq and is a predicted model, not a curated record. Lineage: Eukaryota; Fungi; Ascomycota; Sordariomycetes; Amphisphaeriales; Sporocadaceae.